CCAUGGUAUAUUAAGGAGAAAAAUGCCACAAAAUAGCAUAGUUCCACACAAAUAAUGUUAAAGAAAACAUGCAUGUAUGCAGAGAUAAUAUUCUUUUUGCUUUAUGUAUCUUCUAUAAUGUUAACAUUUUUGUUAUGAGGCAGGCAUCAUGUUAAGUGAAAAAAGGAAAAACAGCCUAGGUCUUGAGGAUUAAAAAGGACUGAAGGAGAACAAAAGGGAGUAGAGUACAGCAGGCCUGUUUCCCUUUUAGGUCCCCUCCCCCAACGCAGAGGGACUUCCCGCCAAAGCUCUUCCGGUUUUCAGUCUGGUCCGCAGAGGUUACCCAUAAAAGAAAGCUGCCAUCACAGGCAGCAGAUCUUUGUUCUCUGACCACUUGAUAAUGUCAGGACGCGGCAAAGGAGGUAAGGGCCUGGGGAAAGGGGGUGCCAAGCGCCACCGCAAGGUGCUGCGCGACAACAUCCAGGGCAUCACCAAGCCAGCCAUUCGGCGCCUUGCUCGCCGCGGCGGCGUGAAGCGCAUCUCUGGCCUCAUCUAUGAGGAGACCCGCGGGGUGCUGAAGGUGUUCUUGGAGAACGUGAUCCGGGACGCCGUGACCUACACGGAGCACGCCAAGCGCAAGACGGUCACCGCCAUGGACGUGGUCUACGCACUCAAACGUCAGGGCCGCACCCUCUAUGGCUUCGGCGGCUAAAUGGCAUUUUAAAGCCCAGUCAUUCUCUAAAAAGGCCCUUUUUAGGGCCCCUAAGCUUUCAACAAAAGAGUUGAAAUGACUGCAAACUGAGUCUCUUAACAGGGCCUUUGUCAGUGAGUUCUGCCAUCCUGUUUUACAAGAUUAACUCGGGAUGCCGAAAAUGGGCUGAUGACUACAGGUGGCCCUGGGCGAGAUUUUCCAAGGCCAGAAGAGCCUCUGCUGGCCAGUAACUUCUGGCGGCUGCCUGUAAAUUGCCUGCAGCCGGUUUACCGCUUGGAUUAGUUUAGAAAGCCAAGGGGUCUGGGGUCUAAAUAGGGGCGGGCUAGACAAUUAAAUUCCCUCUGGACCUUCAAAUACGUCUCGGGAGAGAUGAGUUUAAUGGGCUCCAUUGCCUUUUAAAUACUGGAAUAUGUCAAGUAUACAAAAUGCGCUGGUGACCACACCACUUAUUCAAGUGCAGCUAAAAUCCUUCCUCAUGUCCCUUUCUCAGUAACACAGCCCUCCCUUUUUUCUAUCUAGAAUUAACUAAUAUUCUAAGAUAAACUGAUAUUCUGAAUUUGGUGUUUACUGUUCCCACGCAUUUUAUUUUUAACUUCAGAUGCACAUACCCCUAAUCUAUUUUAAUCGUCUUCAUGAAUUUUUACAUUUGCUCUUGAAAUAUAUCCAUGUUGAAAUGUGCAGUUCUAGGUUAUUUUUACCAUUAAUCUAGUUUUCCAAUGUGUCAGUAAAUACUUUAUUCAUUUCUCUGUUAAUUUUUUUUUUCCUCAUUACAAAACAGCACUGUAUACAGCUGUGCGUUUUCUGGUUACAUGGAAGUGGAAUUAUUUGGUAAAAGUAUGUGCAUAUUCAACAUGAAUAAAAAUGAACAAUUUGCUUUCCAGGGUAGUAUUUUAAAUUUACACUCCCAUAUUCCACCAGCACUGCUUGAGAGUUAUUGCUUAUCAGCAUUUCCUAAUGUCACAUCGGAGUUUUUUUAAUGAGAUUUUUGGCUAUUUGGAGAUUUUCCCACUUUUCUGGGAAUGGUCUAUUCAGAUUCUCUACAGUUUUUAUUUUAUGAGUUUUGAUUUGUAAAUAUUCUUUAUAUAUUUGAGUUUUAACUUUCUGUCAGUAUGACAAAUAUAUUCUGUCACCUUGUGGGUUUUUAACUGUUCGUGAUAUCUUUGGACGUGCAAAAUUUUAAUAAUGUUGGAUUUAUAUUUUUUUAUAGUUUUUGAAUGCUGCCUUUUCAUAAAGGAGUUAUCUGACUUCCACUUUCCCCAGGAGCUGCAGGCAUCGAUCUGGAAAAAAAUUUAGGCUGCUUAUCUCCUGAUUUGGCUUGAAUUGGAUAGUAGGACUUUUCUGAAAUCGCUGUAAGAGUAGCAUUAAGAGCGAGCUAAGGGAAGACCUGAUAAAAGAUUGAUCUUACUCUCUAAAUAAGCAAUGAUUAACAAUACCUAAAAUUUUUACAAAAAGGACAAAAGAAAGGGUGAAAGAGGAAAUUAAUGCCUAAGAUACACUGAAAGUUUGUUGAAAAUUGUGUUAAGUGCUUUACAUGGAUUAUCUCAUAUCUCAUAUUCUUGUGAGAUAGAUUUUAUUACUCUUAUUUUAAAAUGGCAAAAGAGGCCAAAUCAAAUAACCAAUUCACAAAUGUUAGAUUUUAUGACCCAAACUUGUUUUUCUUUAAUUUUUAUUAUUCCAGGAGCAUAGAUUCAAAUUGCCCCGAACAUACACUCACUCAAACCUGUAAUAUUCUUAAUCACACUCUCUUAGUAGAUAGAGAAGCCAUCACAGAGAGUAGUAGUGGUGCUAGUCCUAUAAUGGAGAAUUUGGGGAAAUGUGUCAGGACAGGUACAAAACCUGCCUGUCACUUAUCCCAAUUGGAAUGAAUUAUUUUCAUGUGUCAGUUUGUGGGCCUACCUAAGAAAGUCAUUUUUGUGUCUAUAUAGUUAUGUUAUUGUUAAAUCUGCAGCAACGUAACAUGUCCUUCCCUGUCAUUUUUCAUGUUCCAAGCCCAAUGGAUUAAACACUCCCUUAGGAAAAACUGUAGUAGGUGGUGAUGCCAGAAGGAAUUGUAAUCCUUUGCAUAGUGCCCUAGGGGGUUUUAGGUCAAGUUCUGCUCAUUGAGUGUCUUACGGUAUAGCACUAGCCAUGCAUGGAGUUUGAGCGCUUACAAUGUGGCAUGUGACUGAGGGAAUAAGUGUUUAAUUAUAUUUUAAUUAGUUUACAUUUAAAAACUGGUGCUGGAUUCAAUUAGAUAACAUUCAGGUAUACUUGGAACACCUUAGGGACAUGAAUCAGAAUCUUCUUAUUCUAAUUACAGAUCAAGAAUUCCCCAUGAAAAUUUAUUUUGAUGUACUGUAAAAGUGUAAAAUACACACCAGAUUUUGAAGAUUUGAAAUGAAAAAAAGAAUGCAAGAUAUUUAAUACAUUCUGUAUUGACUAUAUGCUGAAACUGUAUUUUUGAUAUAUUCUGUCACAUAGGAUACACUAUUAAAAUUAAUUUUUUUAACUUUUUUUUUUUUUGGAGACGAAGCCUCGCUCUCCUCCCCCAGGCUGGAGUGCAA
Molecule: messenger RNA, 3234 nt
Organism: Pongo pygmaeus (Bornean orangutan)
Lineage: Eukaryota; Metazoa; Chordata; Mammalia; Primates; Hominidae
Gene: H4C9
Product: H4 clustered histone 9
Exons: 1
Coding region: 380-691 (103 amino acids)
Cellular component (GO): nucleosome
Molecular function (GO): structural constituent of chromatin; DNA binding; protein heterodimerization activity
Source: RefSeq, a predicted model, not a curated record